Molecule: messenger RNA, 1542 nt
Organism: Paramecium pentaurelia
Lineage: Eukaryota; Ciliophora; Oligohymenophorea; Peniculida; Parameciidae
Source: the annotation of a GenBank genome assembly
AUGGGUUCUUGUAGUUCUAAUGUACGUAAAAAAGUUCAAAAAAAUUCAGAGAUCAGGUAAUUCAGUUAGCUAGAUAUUCGUCAUUUUUAUAAAUUGGGAUAAGUAAUCGGUCGUGGCAAUUUUGGAACAGUUCAAAUUGGUUACAAGAUAGAUUAAGUAAAGAAUGGUUUUAAAGGGAAAUGUUAUGCUAUAAAAUGCAUAGAUAAAGAUAGAUUAAGUUUUGAGUAAAUAUAAAGAGAGUUAGAGAUUUUAUCAAGACUUGAUCAUCCAAACAUCAUUAGAGUUUAUGAGGAAUAUGAAGAUUAAAAUCACUUUUAUUUUGUGAUGGAGUACUGUAAAGGUGGAGAACUCUUGUAAUAAAUCUUAAAACAUGGAGCAUUAAGUGAAAGAAUGACGUAAAUAAUAAUGAGAUAAUUGUUUUCUGCUGUUGGAUAUUUACAUGAAAGAGGAAUUAUUCAUAGAGACUUAAAACCUGAGAAUUUGAUGUUAGCAAAUGCUGAUGAAGAAUUUGAUAUAAGAAUUAUUGACUUUGGAUUGAGUAAGCGUGAAUAAGUUAUAAAAAAGCCAUAAUAAUAGAGAUCAAAAUGCAGACAUUAAACUAAAGUUGGAACUCCUAUUUAUGUGGCUCCAGAGGUUAUAAAGGGUGUCUAUUCAGAGACAUGUGAUGAAUGGUCUUUAGGUUGCAUUAUGUAUGCAUUACUAUUUGGAGAACCUCCAUUUAGUGGAUAAAAUAUUCAAUAAUUGGAACAAUAAAUAAAUAAACCCAAUCUCAAGUUCAAAUUAAAUGUAUCAACUGAGUGUUAGGAUUUAAUUACUAAAUUAUUGGAACCUAAUCCAAAUAAGAGAAUAACAUGUUUAUAAGCACUUAAACAUACAUGGAUGAUACGUGAUUCCAAUUAAUAUAGGAUGUUGACAACAAUGUAAAGUGAAGAAAAUAAUUUAGAAAUUGAAAGAAUCAUUGAAUUACUUAAAUAAUAUAGUGAGAGUACUUAAUUUAAGAAGGAAGCAUUGAAAAUUCUAUUAUCACAAUUAACAGAUUUGUAAUAGAAAUAUUUAAAAUUGAAAUUUGAAGAAUUGGAUAGAGAUAAUAGUGGAACUAUUAAUGAAAUUGAAUUUCAAGAAUUUUUAGAAUAUUAAGGAAAAAUUAAAUUGUUAAAACAAUUACCAAUAGAGAAAUUUAGUAAAAAUGAUUAAGGAUUUUAUAUUUCAUAUACAGAUUUUAUGGCCUCUUUAUUGAAUCAACCAUUUUAUUUAACUUAGGAUAGAUUGGAUAAUCUAUUCAUUUGGCAUGAUGUUAAACAUAGAUAAUAUAUAUCAAAGAAUGAUUAUGGAAUUGCAAUGAGUAGAAAAGGAAUAGUACUUAGUUAGGAUAAGAUAGAUGGAAUAUUUUAAGAAUUAAAUUUGGGAUUGAUUAGAUAUGAUCAAUUUAAAUAAAUAAUGACUUUAAAUUAAGUUAAGUAAAAGAGUAGAAGUAUUGUUUAGAAUAAAUAAAGAAAUGGAUUAAAGUUUGAGAAAAUGAUUCCAUGUAUUGGAGAUGAUUGA